Molecule: messenger RNA, 618 nt
Organism: Naegleria lovaniensis
Lineage: Eukaryota; Heterolobosea; Eutetramitea; Acrasida; Naegleriidae
Exons: 1
Coding region: 1-618 (205 amino acids)
Source: RefSeq, a predicted model, not a curated record
AUGUCGACCCUUAGUACCAAAUACGUGCCUCACAAGCUACGACCCGAAAACAUUAUUGAUUCCGCUCCCAGACAAGCAACCUUUCCGGCAAACCAAGAACAUUUAAAAACAGCCCUAUAUGCAAGCUCCGUAUGUAUUGGAGAACCAGAGAGCACAAAGCCUUGUUAUGAUACAACGAAAGGGGAUGAUUUUGAUAAAGUUGGAACUAUGCUUUUGGAGACUGCAAUGGACAGAAAAUUGCAAAUUGACAAGGAAAGAGAAAAUACGGACAAAUACUUGCAUGACUUGAGAGGAGUGCAUUUUGAAGUUGGAUACAGCGAUCGUUCAGCAUAUUUAAAAUCACAUAAACAGGAGAGCUAUCAACAGCCUGCAGCUGAGCUCUUUGUACAAAACAAGAAAGAUAUUGUGGCAAGUGGAGAAGGCUAUAACAGAGGAAAGUCCUCCAUAAUCAAACACAUUCCAGAUGAUUGGAAACAAUGCUUAACAACAAUUGCUAGGAAUGAUUACAUCUCUCCAGAGGAUCAAAUGAAACAAAAUAAGCAGCUUGGAAAAGAGGAAAUCCCUAGAAGCAGACCAACAAUGGAAAAAUCCACUGUUAUAGCUCCUGGAUCUUCCUAA